GCUGGCUGCAGAGGGGAUCACUCUGUGUUUUUUGGUUCGGAUUGUGUUGUGGUGGAAAGCCAAAAGAAACAGCAGUGGAUGGCCAUCAGUAUCAUUUUCACUAUCAAUCACUAAAGGGCCAUUGUGGUCCCGUCCUGUAAACGGCGCCAGUGUAAGCAGGCAGGCAGACAGAGAAAGAAGAAGAGAGAACAGAAGGAAGAAGGGGGAAGAGGGGGCAGGCUGGCUGCAGGGAGAACCAGGGGGAGAGAAUGGUCGGGGAACAGUCUGGAUGCCCACCUCAGCUCCUCCUGUGGGGAUGGAGAACGCUGCUGCUGUCUCAGUGCCUGUCCUCUGUGCUCUCCCAGGUCCCGGAUCCUGAGCUUUUACCCACACCGCCCCCGAAGAAGCCGGACCCAGUUAACUCAGAAACUGUCGUUUUCUGGGGGCUGAGAUUAUGGCAGGUCAUUGGAAUCUUUUCAGUGUUUGUGUUGGCUGUUGUUAUUACUCUGUGCUGUAUUUUCAAAUGCCGUAUCCCACGGACAAAAAAGGAAAUUGAGGCACGGCAUGCACAAAGACUAGCUGCCAAAAAAUAUGCCAACACAUUAGAGACAGUGCCACCGCUGAAUGAGCUGACUGAGAUCCCAGGAUCUGCAAAACCAGAAGAAAAAACUGAGGUUCCAACAGUGUCCGGGAAAGUGGAUGGUGAAAAAGGAGAAAAGAAGAGCAAGGAGGGAAAGAAAGACAAGAGUGCCAAAGAAGGGAAAGGGGAUGACAAUGAGGCUUCUACAAAAAAGAAGGGGGAAAAGGGAGAGAAGRGUGAAAAGGGAGAAAAGGGGGAAAAAGGAGCGUCCAAGAAAGAAGGUGGUGAAGGAAAAGGCAAGAAGAGYGACAAAGGAGAGAAGGAUGAAAAAGGAGGCAAAGGAGGUGCUAAAGGGGGAGGCAGAAAAUCACAAAAGUGAACUGUGAUCCCUCUUAAAGAAAAAGAUAACUGUUUUAUAUUUCACUCAGCAAAAAACUAUACUUUUCUAAAAUAAAGUUUGUACAUUCUAUUAAAAGUGGAGUUAAA
Molecule: messenger RNA, 1045 nt
Organism: Poecilia reticulata (guppy)
Lineage: Eukaryota; Metazoa; Chordata; Actinopteri; Cyprinodontiformes; Poeciliidae
Gene: tmie
Product: transmembrane inner ear
Biological process (GO): inner ear morphogenesis; sensory perception of sound
Source: RefSeq, a predicted model, not a curated record